AUCCCCCCUAUAGUUAGUAAUCGUCCUAUACCAAAAUAUUGACCUCAGAUGAACCCACGAAAAUGGCGGAAAUUCUAAACUUCCAGGUUGGAAUCGGGAGGUAAAAGGCGUUUUCCAAGCUUGUCAAACACCAGAACAUCACCAUGAGCAGACCCAGGAGGCGUCGGGAAUCUGACGAUGGCUGGGGAGGUGACGGAAUUAGGGGUUACAUGGCAGCCAAGAAGAGAAAACUGUACGAACAGUUUGAGACGGACGCCCCAAACCAGGUGCAGAAGGAGGGAACUUGCUCCAACAUCUUCAAUGGUGUGGUCAUCUACGUCAACGGAUGGACAGAUCCACCUGCGGAUGAGCUGCGUCGGCUGAUGCAGGUGCAUGGUGGGAAGUACGACGUGUACCCGUCGCGGUCUCAUACCACUCACGUGGUCGCCUCCAACCUGCCCGACAGGAAGAUCAAAGACAUCAGGGACAAGAAGGUGGUUCGGCCGCAGUGGAUCACGGACAGUAUCAAGGCAGGCCAGCUGCUGUCCCAUGUGCCCUACUUGCUGUACAGGAGAGACACAGCACAGGGAUCCCUCAACUUCAGGUCUCUCACCAGGACUUCCACUGCUGUCAUCAAUGACGACGGGGCUUCCUUGGAUGAAGCUUCUGAUGAAGAUACCAAUGGUAUGAGACCCUCUGAUGGUUUGAAACCCUUUGAUGGUGUGAGACCCUCUGAUGGUGUGAGACCCUCUGAUGGUGUGAGACCUUUUGAUGGUGUGAGACCUACUGAUGGUGUGAGACCUUUUGAUGGUGUGAGACCUACUGAUGGUUUGAAACCUUUUGAUGGUGUGAGACCCUCUGAUGGUGUGAGACCUACUGAUGGUGUGAGACCUUUUGAUGGUGUGAGACCUACUGAUGGUGUGAGACCCUCUGAUGGUGUGAGACCUUUUGAUGGUGUGAGACCUGUUCCAACUGAUCCCCAUGGUAACAGUUUCCAUGGUAAUGACAGCUUGUCAACAUCAGUAGUAUCCAGUGAUGACGGUGUUGGUUUGACCCUUAACAAAUCCGUAUUCAAAGGGACUGAAGAAGUGACUGAAGCAAGUGCCAGUUACCAUGGUGAUGAUGCACAAGAAGCACCCGGUGACCAUGGCAACAGCGCCCAUGGCAACAGCGCAUCAUCAUCCUCUGCACAAGGGCAACCUCUUUCCAAACCAGUCGUCACCAGCCCCUCAGCACGGAAGCCGAUGGGCAGCUCCAAGGAUGCGAACUUCGUCGCUGAGUUUUACGACAACUCCAGGCUGCACCACCUCUCCACGUGGAGGACUGAGUUCCAGGCUUACGUCAACGUCCUGCAGGGGAAGGGAGACAGCGGUUUCCCGGGGAGGCAACGACUGCGCGAUUACUUACAGACAAGCCUGGAGCCUUCAGUAGACGAAAACUGUGGGAGUAUCGGUAUCUCUGAUUUUCCAUGUACCAACAGGCUUAACUCAAAUUCUCAGAGAGGUAAAGUGGUCAUGCAUCUUGAUAUGGACUGCUUCUUCGUGUCCGUGGGACUGAGGAAUCAUCCCGAACUCCGCGGGAAGCCUGUCGCCGUCACGCACUCGAAGGGCAAGGGUCACGAGCAGACACUGCGACCGGGCAUGGACCCGGAAUAUGAGAGAUUUUACUGGGAAAAGAUGACGCCACAUCGGCACAGCAUUAAGGAUGUCACUGACAAGACAGAGGACAACACACGUGGAGGACAUGCUCCCAGAGACACCUACAUGUCCUUUUCUGAGAUCGCGUCCUGCAGCUACGAGGCCAGGCAGGCUGGUGUGAAGAACGGCAUGUUCAUGGGACCGGCCCUCAAGCUGUGCCCGGAUCUCAAGACCAUACCGUACAACUUCCAGGGGUACAAGGAGGUGGCACAGAAGAUGUACAACAUUCUUGCAAGUUACACACAUGAGAUUGAGGCGGUUAGCUGUGACGAGGCUUUCGUAGACGUGACGGACAUCCUCGGCGACACGGGGGCCACGCCCGACGACCUGGCCACGGUCCUGCGGCAGGAGAUCUUAGAGAAAACCCAGUGUCCCGCGUCGGUCGGACUAGCGUCCAGUAUCCUUCUGGCCAGGAUGGCCACCAAGAGAGCCAAGCCCAACGGUCAGUUCUACCUGCCUCCUGAGGACGUCCUGGACUUUGUCAGUCCACAGAUGGUCAGGGAACUGCCAGGGGUCGGACGUUCCUUGGAGUCCCGGCUGAAGGUCAUGGGGGUCGUGACCUGCGGUGACCUCCAGCAGGUGCCCCUUCCCACCCUGCAGAAGGAGUUUGGGCCCAAAACUGGACAGGCACUGCACCGGAGCUGCAGGGGGCAGGACGACAGGGGCCUGAAGGUGGAGCGGGAGAGGAAGUCUGUGUCAGCUGAGAUCAACUAUGGCAUCAGGUUCACCAAGGAUGUGGAGGCAGAGACCUUCAUGUACAACCUUGCAGAAGAAGUCCAGCGGAGGCUGCAGAAAGCCGGGCUGAAGGGCAAAACUGUGACGGUGAAGGUCAUGGCCAGGAAGGCGGACGCUCCCGUGGAACCCAGCAAGUUCAUGGGUCACGGCAUCUGUGACAGUCUCUCCAAGUCAUCGACCCUGGGCCUAGCGACAGAUGACCCCAAAGUGAUUGGGAAGGAGGCGUGGAGUGUUCUGAGUCAGAUGAAGCUUCUGCCUUCUGAUCUGAGAGGACUUGGCAUCCAGAUGACACGCCUGGUCAGUGCCGCAGGGGCUUCCAGCAGUUCAGCAAGCAACAAGUCCAUCAUGGACUUUGUCAAAGCCAAGCCUGCUACUGCAAUGCAGCGGGCGAGUACCUGCAACGCGGUCCCCAGCAGUGGUGACAUCACAGAGUUAGAGAGUGAGGCAGGAGGGAGUACGGCCAACAAAAAGACCAUGCUAGAUUUUCUGAAACCUUCAAUGUUAACUAUAACAGAAGACAUACAAGAAGAAACUUUACUGGAUGGUACUAAUGAAGAUUUUGAUGCAUCUGAAACUAGUGAAAACACAACCAAGAAAACGCCAAAAAGAGCAGGCUUACCUCCAUUGCCAAUGCUUCCCACAUUUAAGACACCAAAGACACACAGGGCUGCUGUCCCAGGAAGACUGAACGAAGGAGCAUCAACCAGUCAUGAUGACUUGUACCUACCGUCACCAUCUCAGGUUGACCCCAGUGUCCUGGCAGCUCUACCAGAGGAUAUCAGACAACAGAUAGAAGAGACAUAUGCUGCCAGAAACCUACCACUCAGUACAGAGCCAGUAGCAGGACCGUCAGAUGAAGGGAGAAAAAAGAAGAGGAGUGACUCAGGUCCUAUUGUAGCACUACCAGACCUCAACAAGAUUGACCCAACAUGCCUGGAUGCCUUGCCUCCUGAACUCCAACAAGAGCUCAAACGAGCAUAUGCACAACAACAAAAACAACAGCAACCAAUUCAACAACAUCAACAACAGAGACCUAACCAACCACAGGAUGCCCUGAAACUGCUGGGCCAGUCCAAAGGGAGACCCAGUCCCCCCAAGGCUAAGAGAAAAUACACCAGGAGAAAACCUCCCAACAACAGUCCUGGUAAGAGAAAGGCAACUGUUGGUACUGUUGGUAGUCCUGCCAAGAAAAGACUCAGUCCACAGAAGCUGGUGUGGAACCAAACAAGGGACAAUGUGGCAACAACGUCAAGCAGAGAACUGGAGGUUACGCCUGUAGCACCUGUACCCGACCCCGCACCUGAAGUAGCUGUAAACACCUGUGACAGACCAGUGCAGGUGCAGCAGGUGCACCUGUGUGGCAGGGUGGAGCUUCCCGAGGUGAAAGAACUGCUGAAGGAGUGGACACACACCUGUCCAGUCCCAGAGGAAGAAGAUGUUGACCAGUUUAUCCAGUACCUUCAUCAGCUGAUCCUGGAUCGUAACCUGGAGACUGUGGACCUGCUCAUCAAAUACAUCAGGAGGUUGUGCAAAGAGCUAGACACGAGUACGUGGGGAGGAGCAGUGGAGGACAUCAUCAGCAGUGUGCAAAGGGUGAUGGAACAACUGUAUGGCGGCAGGCUGAAGGUCAUGUGACGUCUGUCGGCCGA
Branchiostoma belcheri (Belcher's lancelet) is the source of this 4060-nucleotide messenger RNA. Its product is annotated as DNA repair protein REV1-like. Gene Ontology annotation, cellular component: nucleus. Bases 144 to 4046 code for a protein of 1300 amino acids. Gene Ontology annotation, molecular function: deoxycytidyl transferase activity; damaged DNA binding; DNA-directed DNA polymerase activity. Lineage: Eukaryota; Metazoa; Chordata; Leptocardii; Amphioxiformes; Branchiostomatidae. The transcript has 16 exons. Gene Ontology annotation, biological process: error-free translesion synthesis; error-prone translesion synthesis. The record is from RefSeq and is a predicted model, not a curated record.